Molecule: messenger RNA, 1047 nt
Organism: Westerdykella ornata
Lineage: Eukaryota; Fungi; Ascomycota; Dothideomycetes; Pleosporales; Sporormiaceae
Product: alpha-ketoglutarate-dependent sulfonate dioxygenase
Exons: 3
Cellular component (GO): cytoplasm
Molecular function (GO): 2-oxoglutarate-dependent dioxygenase activity
Source: RefSeq, a predicted model, not a curated record
AUGGCUACCCUUGAAGCAUACAAGCACAUAUCUCCGGAUUCAGGCCAACCGACUAUCCUUCAUCCACAUUUCAAUCCCAAGAUCCGCGACUGGGUGCCACCGGAUCCGAUCCGAGAAGAAAUCCACCCACCGAAAGAUAGAGCACACUUCGCGGACCCGGAGAAAAAGGCCCUGUUCUCAGUAGCGAAAGCAACAGAUCUAACCGAGGGAAUCGGAACCCUGCUCGAGAACGUACAGCUCUCCCAGUUGAAUGCAACGCAACUUGAUGAACUUGCCCUUCUGGUUGCGGAGCGAGGUGUGGUCUUCUUUCGGGACCAAGACCUCACCACUGAAACCCAAGUAAAGCUAUUCGAGCAUUAUGGGAUCCUAGAUAAGCAUCCGGCGCAGAAGGAUGUGCGGCACGUUACCAUCAAAGGCUCCAGCUCCGAUUACAGGCGAGACAACGUGUUCACCCCGUGGCCCCAGGCAGGAUGGCAUGCAGACACCAGCUUCGAGAUCAACCCUCCCAGUUACUCGCUUCUCAGAAUGGAGGAGCAUCCUGAUGUCGGCGGGGACACGGCCUGGGUCAGUCAAUACGGCUUAUUUGACGCACUGUCCCCGACGUACCAGAAGCUGUUCGAGAGUCUUCAUGCAGUCCACACUUCGCGCUUGCAGUACGACACCAUCCUCGAUCUCUGGGGUGUUGGACCAAACCGCCCUCCUAUCGAUACUCACCAUCCGGCGGUUCGCACACAUCCGGUGACUGGCCUCAAAGCGUGGAAUGUGAACGAAGGCUUCGUGACUGGCUUCGCUGAACUCAAGAAGGCCGAGUCCGAUAAGUUGCUUGAUUUCUCGAUUCUGCAUAUCCACUCUGCGGAUGACCACCUCGUGAGAUGGAAGUGGGCGGUUGGCAGUGUGGCCAUGUGGGACAAUCGCGCUGUCCUUCAUCGUGUGAUUCCGGGGAAGUAUGAGCCGGGGAGUAGGAAGGGGGUGAGGACGACGGUAUUUGGGGAGAAGCCUUAUCUGGACCCGAACAGUGAGAGUCGCGAUGAGAGGGAACGCAGAAUU